Messenger RNA from Rangifer tarandus platyrhynchus (Svalbard reindeer), 330 nucleotides. Lineage: Eukaryota; Metazoa; Chordata; Mammalia; Artiodactyla; Cervidae. The record is from the annotation of a GenBank genome assembly.
AUGGUCCUUACCACAGUUCUAUUUAUUUCAUCUUUCUGGCCCCUGAAGAAACCAGCUGGAUCCCAGAGAAUAAGUUUAAACUACUGCAAGCUCAACCACACCAAGUUUAACUUUACAAAAGAGAAAUAUAGCACCUUAAGGUCCUCUUUGGGAUCAGAGGUGACACAUUUUACACCUAGAAAUACUUGUCUGGCCCAUAUUCCAGGUGACACAAAAGGCUGCCAGCUUUGGCUGGGGCCUAGGGCAGGAAAGGCUCUGCAGUUAGCCCAGGCUCUAGUGCCAACAGCCUUGUUGCUUGCACCAUAUGGUCUGGCUGCCCUAAGGGGCUGA